CCCAUAACCCGAGAGAAUAGUGGAGCCCUAAUUUCAUCAGCGGAGCAAAAAGGGAUUUUUUUUUUUACUAAUAAUUUUUUUGAAGUUUCAAAAGCAUAAUAGAGAAACCCCAUUUGGCUAAAAUUCAAGGAUUUGCAGCUGAAAGGUGCUGACAAUGUUGGAAUGCCAAAGCCAAAAAAACCUGAACAUAUGCUUCAACUUCUGCAGCAUUUUAUCAAACACUCAAACCAAAUCAAACAAGUCCAUUCGCUGCUCACAACGAGUGGCCGUCUCCUCCUUACCUCUCAAUGGAUCAACACACUGCUUUACAACACUCUCAUCAGGGCUUAUCUCAACAUUUCUCAGCCUCAAACAGCUCUCAUCCUUUUCACCCACAUGCUCUUUCAUCAAGCUCAGCCGAAUAGCCAUACUUUCCCUUCCCUUAGCAAAGCAGCCUCGUCUUUCCCGUCCCGUUUGGCUUCAUAUAUAGGCAAGAACCUUCACUGUCAAGUCUUGAGAAGAGGGGUCUUGGGUGACCCGUAUGUCUGUACAUCUUUCAUUGGGCUGUAUUCGCACGCGGGUGAACUCGAGAGUGCGCACAAGGUUUUUGAUGAAAUUCCUGAACCGUGUAUUGUCUCGUAUAAUGCGAUGCUUGAUGCUUGUGGGAAAAAUGGGGAUAUGGGUUUGGGGUUCUUGAUGUUUUCUCGCAUGUCUUAUAGAGAUGUUUAUUCAUGGACUAGUAUGAUUCAUGGGUACAUGAAAAACGGGUGCUCUGAAGUUGCUGUUAAGUUUUUCCAGAGAAUGAUGGUACACGAGGAUGUGAAGCGUGGUUUAUUGAAGCCAAACGAGGCUACUUUUGUUAGUAUUCUUUCUUCUUGCACAUUUUUGGAUAUUGGUGUGGCAUUAUAUCUUGGGAGGCAAGUACAUGCUUACAUGGUAAAGAAUGAGGAGUUGAGUGUCUUCACGAUGACCGCAUUGAUCGCGUUUUAUGGAAAGAUGGGUUCUUUGGUUUAUGCUUCAAAGAUAUUUGAUGCAAUGGUUAGCAAGCAGGUUUGUGCUUGGAAUGCUAUGAUUUCUUCCCUAGCUUUGAAUGGAAGAGAGAAGCAGGCAUUAAUGAUGUAUGAGAAGAUGAGGGCAAAGGGGCUGCAACCAAAUGAGAUUACCUUCGUGGCUGUUCUAUCAGCUUGUGCGCGUGCCAAGCUUGUUGAUUUCGGUUUUAAAUUGUUUGAAGCAAUGUCACAUGAAUUUGGACUUGUAGCUAAGAUGGAACAUUAUGGUUGUGUGGUUGAUCUCUUAGGGAGAGCUGGGCUAUUACAGGAAGCGUACGACUUCAUAAAGAAGAUGCCUUUUGAAGCUGAUGCCACUGUAUUGGGGGCUCUGAUGGGUGCCUGUAGACUUCAUGGAGCUAUUGAAUUGGGAAAUGAAGUAUCACAACUACUGCUUGAGUCGCAACCAAGUCAUUCUGGCCGUUAUGUGCAACUCUCAAGCAUUUAUGCUGGUGCAGAGAGGUGGGAUCAUGCUGCUGCCUUGAGAAAAGCAAUGUUAGAUGCUGGAAUACACAAGGUUCCAGCCCACAGUUUAGUUUAGUAGAGCUGAUAACUGCAGCGGCUUGGUGAUGGCAUCUCUACUCAUCAAAUUCAGCUAAAAGGAUCCUGCAUAUGGAUUUUGCACAGAGAUUGAAGCACUGCUUCAGAUCAAGGAGGAUACAUUAAAGAAACCUGGUUUCAAAGUCUGUUUGGCGAGGUCUCUAUGCAAGUUGUUGUUUGGGACUGAUGCAUAGUUGCUGUUGUGUAGCAGUAAUACUUGAUUAAUCAAUCGGUACCGUCUACCUCCCACCAACACAGAUAGUGAGUAACUCAGCCACCAACACAGGGAGAGCUGGACUACUGCAGGAAGCGUACACUUGAUAAAGAAGAUGCCUUUUGAAGCUGAUGCCACUGUCUGAUGGGUGCUUGUAGACUUCAUGGAGCUAUUGAAUUGGAAAAUGAAAUAGCACAACUGUUGCUUGAGUCGCAACGGAAUCAUUUGUGCUGGCGCAGAGAGGUGGGAUUAUGCUGCUGCCUUGAGAAAAGCAAUUUUCGAUGCUGGAAUACGCAAGGUUUCAGCCCACAAGUUUAUUUAGUGGAGCUGAUAACUACCGCAUCAGCUAAGUCAUAGCAUGACAGAUACAUGUUUGUGAAAUCUCGACUCAACAAAGUCAGUUAGAAGGAUCCUGCAUAUGGAUUAAAGCAAGCUGUAGUGAUAUCUUGACAAACCUGGUUCCUAAGUCUGUUUGAUGAGGUCGCGUAGUUUGUUGUUGUAUAACUGCUCAAGUCUACUUGUGUUCUAUUCAAUUAAUUCAACUGGUACCGUCUACCUUCCAUUAAGAGAGAUAUCUGGUAACUCUGUCAUCCGGGAGUUGGAUUUUUAGAGUUGAAGGCUCUUUCUCCAACUCUUCAAAUAAUGCAGAUUCCAGUCUACGUGAGGCUCAGACAGCGGAGAAUAAUGCAAAUCUUUUUGCUGCUGCUUCAAUGAAAAGAGUUAAAGAUAGUCACUCACUGGUAAAAUUUCUCCAUCAUGAGUUGGAAAACAAUAUUUUUGAACUUUGUAACUACAGUGAGUAUUCUAUGUUUGUGUUAAUGUGAAAUACAAUGUUUUUAGUCAUGAUA
Molecule: messenger RNA, 2627 nt
Organism: Solanum lycopersicum (tomato)
Lineage: Eukaryota; Viridiplantae; Streptophyta; Magnoliopsida; Solanales; Solanaceae
Product: putative pentatricopeptide repeat-containing protein At1g10330
Molecular function (GO): protein binding
Source: RefSeq, a predicted model, not a curated record